Messenger RNA from Phytophthora nicotianae INRA-310, 1777 nucleotides. Its product is annotated as STE/STE20/MST protein kinase. The record is from RefSeq and is a predicted model, not a curated record. The coding region runs from base 83 to 1723 and encodes 546 amino acids. Gene Ontology annotation, cellular component: cytoplasm. Gene Ontology annotation, molecular function: ATP binding; protein serine/threonine kinase activity. The transcript has 2 exons. Gene Ontology annotation, biological process: protein phosphorylation; regulation of MAPK cascade; intracellular signal transduction. Lineage: Eukaryota; Oomycota; Peronosporomycetes; Peronosporales; Peronosporaceae.
GUUCAGCCGACGGCUAAUUACGGCGACAAGCGCGAGCUUUUGUUGCACAGUCCAUUGCUAAUUCUGCGAGUUUGUCAGCAGGAUGGCGAGCAUCCAGCGGAACGAGAACCCCGAAGGAGUCUAUGAAGUGCUGGAACGCAUUGGAGAAGGAUCCUACGGCAAAGUGUAUAAAGCUGUGAACAAGUCGAAUGCCGAGGUUGUGGCGCUCAAGGUGGUGCCUGUGGAGAGUGAAGACCGCGCUGCAUUUGACGAAUUGACACGUGAGAUCCGCAUUUUAGAACGAUGCGAGUCUCCUUUUGUAGUACACUACCGUGGCAGCUUCUCGUACGAGUCUCAGCUCUGGAUUGCCAUGGAAUUCUGCGCCGCUGGUUCGCUCGCUGACCUGCAUGUGCUGCGUGGACGUCGCGUGUUGAGCGAACCGGAGAUUGCUGCCGUCUGUGCUAAUGUAGCGCUAGGACUCGCUCACUUACACUCUCAAGGUCUCAUCCAUCGAGACAUUAAAGCUGGUAACUUGCUACUUAACGGCGACGGUGUAGCCAAGUUGGCGGACUUCGGUGUGUCCGCACAGCUCACAGCCACUGUUGGUAAGCGCCGUACAGUCAUCGGAACGCCCUUCUGGAUGGCACCAGAGGUGAUUCAAGAAGCUCAUUACGAUUGUAAGGUAGACCUCUGGUCACUGGGUAUUACUGCACUAGAAUUGGCUGAAGGUGAGCCUCCACUCGCGCAUAUGCAUCCGAUGCGUGCCAUCUUUUUGAUCCCUAACCGAGCACCGCCCGAGCUUCGUGAGCCUAACAAAUACUCGACUGAAUUCCGAGACUUUAUCGCUGUGUGUUUAAAGAAAGACCCGCAGGAACGAGCGUCAGCGGACGAAUUGCUGCGUCAUCCGUUCAUCGCUCGUAGCGUAGAGCGACUACGUGCGAAUUCGGGUCGUGCUGGUAAUGGAGGGAGGAUGGCAGGGCUGCCGGUUCUUCAGGAGCUGGUAGAACAGAGCUUGGAGCUGGUGCAUGAAGCUCGACUACGGGGCGCAGAGGAUGAAGCGGAGUUCCGUGACGCUGCUACUGGUCGUCCUGAUGGUUCGCUGUCGGUUGCAGAUCUCAGUACUAUGCUACGCAACGGAUCCCUCCUUAACGGCACGGGAGGAUUCGGUGGCUUUGGGGGCUCCGACACGGCUGUAGGCUUUUCAUCUAUGCGACUGAAUGGCUUUGGAGGGACCACAGUGUUCUCUAAUGCAGGGGGUGAAGACGGGUGUGGUACGAUGGUGUAUCGAGGUGACGAUAACAAGUCAACUAACUCUACAAUGGAGAGCACAAGCUCGGAAACUCGUGAGCGCGAGAUCACGUCCAGUGAUCUGUACGGUACAAUGAUCCCCAUUUCUGCCUCAGGAACUGUGCGUCCACCUCCAGCUCCUGUGGCUCCUGUCUCGAACUCGAGAACUAGCAGUCGCAGUAGUCGCGAGAGCAGCCAAGGAGAAACGACGAAGCCCGAAGCAGAAAGCAACGAGCCGUCUUUCAUGAAAUAUUUCCGACGAAUUACGUCUUCCUCUUCCAAGUCGGGUACAAUUCGUGCUGCUGGAGCUACAGAGGCUUCACUGCGCACAGUGCAGCAGAAACUACGUCAACUUGAGGAAGACUAUGAACGCGAUCGCGAGGAACUCGCUCGACGCUUUGAGAAGCAGAAGGCCGAGCUGGAACGCGAGCUCGAGAGCUUGGGGUUCACUAGUUAAAGAAAAAGCAACAAUUUCGACGAAUAACACAAAAUAAAAUAUAUUAUGCAAGAA